This is a messenger RNA of Rotaria sp. Silwood2, 393 nucleotides long. NCBI's taxonomy places the organism in Eukaryota, Metazoa, Rotifera, Eurotatoria, Philodinida, Philodinidae. The record is from the annotation of a GenBank genome assembly.
AUGAAAGAAUAUACCUAUGAAGUCCAACAUUCAUGGGAGAAACAAAGACGAACAAUUGUUGCAGACAAUCAACAUCGACAGCAACAUCGUCAUCACCGUCAUCAUCAUCAUCAUCGAUGUUUCGGUAAAGACGACACUGCCAUUGACGCUGAUGCUAGCAGUAUGAGUGAGACGACGUCGGAGUCGGGUGUUAGUGAUCUCGAAACAAGUAUGACUGAUAUUCGGUGUACAUGUUGUCCGUAUGGUUAUCAUCUUGAUACUGAUUUUAUGAAGUUUCUCGACGAUAUGUAUGGAUCUGAUGUAUUACGAACAUUGAAAAAAAUCGAACGAAAACGACAUGAUGUACGACAUCGUCUUAUUAAUGAACAACAGGUAUUAACGAGUUUAAGAUAA